Messenger RNA from Sphaeramia orbicularis (orbiculate cardinalfish), 4289 nucleotides. RefSeq names its product nuclear receptor subfamily 5, group A, member 2 (gene nr5a2). The transcript is spliced from 7 exons. The record is from RefSeq and is a predicted model, not a curated record. Lineage: Eukaryota; Metazoa; Chordata; Actinopteri; Kurtiformes; Apogonidae. Gene Ontology annotation, molecular function: RNA polymerase II cis-regulatory region sequence-specific DNA binding; zinc ion binding; nuclear receptor activity. Gene Ontology annotation, cellular component: RNA polymerase II transcription regulator complex. Bases 512 to 2080 code for a protein of 522 amino acids. Gene Ontology annotation, biological process: tissue development; hormone-mediated signaling pathway; regulation of transcription by RNA polymerase II.
CACCGGCGGCGUUCUACUUUUUCUGCUAAAGGCUGAAAGUUACAUUGACAGUUCCACUUUGAUGAGUGACGCGCAAAAAACAUUUUCGGAAAAGCUAAAAAGGAAACUUACCACCGUCUUCUGGACGCUGUGCAGUUUUCUCGUACGAGUAAGAGUGCGUGUGUGCGCGUGUGUUUCUUUAAAAGUAUUGAAGAGAUCAUCCGUAUGCGUUGUGCGUAAUCCGUGCGCUAUUUUCAGAAUGCAGCAAAAUUUGACAAAUUAAACUUGUAAAAUUGCGCAACGGUUAUCCACACCGGCCAACUGGAGACUGUCUUGAAUCGGUUGCAUCAGGCUUUUAUAUUCAGAGCAUGGUCCGAUAAUUGGAAGACAGAGUCAAACAGGAAGUGAGAAAUAGACAGAUAAAAUAUAGAUUUGGGACUCUUUGAGGUGUGUUCGCAGGAGCGCCUGGCUUUUACGUCCAGGUGUCCCGCCGAGCUGUGCGGAGUCUCCAGCUCAGGCCGGCAGCGCUGACAUGCUGCCCAAAGUCGAGACUGAAUCCCUGGGACUCUCUCGAUCGUAUGGGGAACAGGGGCACAUGCCAAGGAAUAUGCAAGCCCCUCAGUUAAAAAUGAUGGACUACUCUUAUGACGAAGACCUCGACGAGAUGUGUCCCGUGUGCGGUGACAAGGUUUCAGGAUACCACUACGGGUUGUUGACCUGCGAGAGCUGCAAGGGCUUCUUCAAGCGCACCGUCCAGAACAACAAGCGCUACACAUGUAUAGAGAACCAGAGCUGCCAGAUUGACAAGACCCAGAGGAAGCGCUGCCCCUACUGCCGCUUCCAGAAGUGCCUCACCGUCGGCAUGAAGCUAGAAGCUGUGCGGGCGGAUCGCAUGCGAGGUGGUCGCAACAAGUUUGGCCCGAUGUACAAACGUGACCGGGCCCUGAAGCAGCAGAAAAAGGCACUGAUCCGAGCAAACGGCCUAAAGAUUGAGGCUAUGACCCAGGUGAUGCAGGCCGUACCCACUGACCUCACCAUCUCCUCUGCCAUCCAGAACAUCCACUCGGCCGCCUCCAAGGCCCUUCCCCUGAGCCACCACGCGGGCCACCACACUGGUCAUCAUCACCACCACCACCACCAUCACGCCACUGCUCUGCCCCCCACAGACUAUGACCGCAGCCCGUUUGUGACUUCGCCGGUCAGUAUGGCGAUGCCACCCCACGCCGGCAGCCUGCAGGGCUACCAGGCGGCGUACGGACACUUCCAGGGCACGCGCACCAUCAAAUCCGAGUACCCAGACCCAUACACCAGCUCGCCAGAGUCCAUCAUGGGCUACGCCUACGUCGACGCCUACCAGUCGGGGUCACCUCCCAGCUUCCCCCACCUGAUUGUAGAGCUGCUCAAGUGUGAACCAGACGAGCCACAGGUUCAGGCCAAAAUCUUGGCCUACUUGCAGCAGGAGCAGGCCAGCCGGGGCAAACACGAGAAGCUCAACACCUUUGGGCUCAUGUGCAAGAUGGCCGACCAGACACUCUUCUCCAUCGUGGAGUGGGCCCGGAGCAGCAUUUUUUUCCGUGAACUCAAGGUUGACGACCAGAUGAAACUGCUGCAGAACUGCUGGAGUGAACUCCUCAUUCUUGACCACGUCUUCCGGCAGGUGGUGCACGCCAAAGAAGGUUCCAUCCUAUUGGUCACCGGCCAGCAGGUGGACUAUGCAGUGAUUGCAUCACAAGCAGGGGCCACCCUCAAUAACCUGUUGAGCCAUGCCCAGGAGCUGGUGGGCAAGCUACGCUCUCUACAGCUGGACCAAAGGGAGUUUGUCUGCCUCAAGUUCCUGGUCCUUUUCAGCCUGGAUGUGAAAAAUCUGGAGAACUUCCACCUUGUAGAAAGCGUGCAAGAGCAGGUUAACGCAGCAUUACUGGACUACGUCAUGUGCAACUACCCACAGCAAACAGACAAGUUUGGUCAGCUGCUCCUCCGGCUGCCCGAGAUUCGUGCCAUCAGCCUGCAAGCCGAAGAAUACCUUUACUACAAACACCUGAACGGUGACGUGCCCUGCAACAACCUACUCAUUGAAAUGCUACACGCCAAAAGAGCUUAGGAGGGGACUACACUACCCACAAUGCAGCUCUGUGGACAUCUGAGAUUUUUUUCUGCAGCCCAAAAACUUUUUAAAUUUAUGCUUUUACCAAACUAAUUCUCCAGCCCAGACUUGAAUAUGUAAUGGCGUGGAGUGACGAGAGCUUAGUGUUAGCCACUCAUGUUUAUAGUGAGUUCAUUUUCAUCUUGAAUCGCAGAUUUGGACUCAUGCACAGAGACUGAUGACGUGCACAGAGACAGCAUUUGGAUCUGUUUAUUUAAAAAAGUCCGAAAUGAAAGCAGCUUCUCCUCGACCUCACAGGAAGAAAGACAAUAUUUAAAGGAAAAAAGAAAAAAACACUUGAAACAAACGCUGCGAGAAGGUAUCUAAGCACGGACUAUCAAGACUGACAGGCUGCAACUUCACAUUUUACAACUGGUGACACUGUGAGAGGCUUUUUGUGGUGAGAAAGAAAGCUGUGUAUCAUCACCCUUCAGUCUUUCGGUCAGGUUUGUGACGAGCGGGAUAGCGUCACCAGCCCCUACAGUGUGCUGUUCCACCAAAAAAACUGCUUUCAGCUGUCGUUGGUACUGUAAAUACAAAAGGACAAGCAGCCAACCAGGCCAGAGACUCUUACCUACAACACCCAUAAAGUCUGUUCUUUCUUUAUUUUUUUCUUUUUUUAUCUCACACAAGAUGCCUGCUACGGCAGCUUGACCCUACAGAAAAAGACUGACAGUAAAAAAAAAAAAAAAAAGGUCUAAAAAGGAACAUCCUUAAAUGAACAAAAUUCUAAAGAAGCCAGUAAGAAGAAAAAUAAGACAUUUUUUUUCUCUUGUAAUGGAAGUCAUGUUCCUCAUGGUCACCGUGUAGUUCCCCUUUCUUAUUCCACCGCCCUGAAUCAUUUUAAACUAUGUACCUCAGAAAAACUAGUGUUAAAUAAAUUCAAUAAAUAAUGUUAGCUGAAACAAUUGUUAUUAUAAGCCCCAUUUUCCUGCAAAGAAACAACCUCCCCUUUAUUAUUUUUAAAACUGGAACAAAACAAAGUGUAAUUCUGGAGAUGGAGAAGGAUCAACCUUGCCUUUGUCCGGAAAGACCAAAGCCUGCUGCAGAACAGAAGGAGGAAAUUACAAAAACCUUAAUAAUCAGUAUUAUAGGAGAAAAAAAAAAGAUUUGUGAUGUCACAAUUAUGUGAGUCUUGCCUUAUUUCAUUACCAUGCUAGCUAACCGUGCAGAUGUGAAUGAAAAUAUGUACAAAUAUAUAUAUAAAGUAUUAAUGUUGUAAAAAAUUUUAAAAAGAAUAAUUCAACAGGUGUUUACAUUCAUGUGGUCAAAUGGAAGAGAACUGUGAUGAAGCAUAAAUUGCUAAGCAAUGAUUUCCUAAAAAAAAAAAAAAAAAGAAAUCAAAGAAUUGAAAAAAAAAAUCCCUCUGAUUUGCUUUCUUUGGUGUGUGUACAGUGGUUUAUUUUAUAUUUGUUUUCAGCAGUACUUAAAUUAUGUCGUGAGACACUAAAAUCAAAAAGGAAUCACACUUAAAAUUUUAAUUUCUAUCUGUGUCUGCUGGCAUUCAAACAUUUGUUUCUUAAGCAUUACUGUAUAAUGUUUCAGUUUAGGUUUCAACCUCUUUUGUAGACUUUUUUUUUUUUUUUUUUUUACAGUGUAUUUACCUUUUUGAUGUACAGUAUGUCACUGGUUACGCUUAAUAAUGAAGAUAAUUUAUUGCGUCUCUUGGUUUCCAUCUUUGUGUUACAUGACGUGAGGUGUCCACGCCAGAAUAAAUUUGUUUACUGUAGCAUGUUCUUGUUAUGUUUUCCACAAGUUCUGAGAUGCAAGUCUAGAGCAAAAAAAAAAAAUGGACUCGCUUUUUUGUCUUUUAAAUGUUUAUUCAAGUCUAAGUCUGUACAUUGAAAAGAGUAUUGUAUUUAAGCAAGUAGGUGUGAAAGAUGUCUGUGCAGCAUCCGUUUUUCUUUAUUGAAUUUCAGAAUGCAUUAUUGUUCUGUCCAGUUUGCUCUUAUACCAAAGACUGCAUCUUUUCCCUGUGAGCUGUGACCUUUAGUAUUGUGUCCAAAAUGAACAAAACCACCUUGUUUUUACUCUUUUAUUAUUUUUCCACUCUCUUAAAGUUUGGCAUCCUAAAUUAUUAUUAUUCUCAUGUGGAAUUCCUCAAAUGUACAGUAGUUGUUGUUACUGUUCUUUCAAAUUGUCCCACAACACUUGCCUCCUACAACAA